AUGCAUCUAAAGUUAGUAUAUUUCCAAGAAAAGUCUCAAAAACACGAGAAGAAGCAAGAAAACGAAGGGGCGGUGGCGAGAGGCGGACUCCGCGUCGAGGACUCGCCGAGCAAAGAAGAAAAGAGCAAAAACGGACCGAACGGCCGUACCCACGCUGUAGCGCAACAGCUGCGAAAUUUCCUUCUUACGCUGUAACCUGUUUCGAAAAACUCGAGAUUAGUCAUCGUGGGCGAUUCUCUCUCACCGAUGGCGAAUGAGAGAAGAGCCAAACUACAGUCUAUUCUCGUGCAGCCAGGACGUCUUCGGGCUCCGAGGAUUUUUCAGAGUUUUAAUGUUUAUUAAUAAGAAGCUUUUGAAAAAAAAAAACUAGCCAGAACUUGGUAAGAACUUCAAGAAAAUUAAAAAACAGUUACAGUUAGAGUGGAAUAUUUCGAAAUAAUCAACCUGAAAACACGUAGAGAAGACAUCCAAACGAAUAUUCAAAAAAACACUCGCUUGCGGCUUGCUGCGAUAUAUAAAUAUAUGUAUAUAGGCGAUUAUUUUGGGUGAUAGCGAAAUUUCUUUGUUGGUUAUUUAAAGAAAAAAAAAAGAGUUUUCAUGGGUUACGUUAUUUGAAACAGUCCAGUGUUUUGAGUUGAGAAAAAUUUCGAGUCGCCAAAAAUUUUUGAUAGAAGGCUUGAGAAAAAAAAGAUUUGUGAAGAUCGGUGUAAUUAGAAUUUGAAAAAAGAAACGAAAUUGGAGGGAUCGCAUGAAGAAGACAGACAAAACAAAGAUGUACGAUAAGAAGAAGAAAAUGCGAGAAAUCUGGGUGAUUGAACGGCGUUCGGGAGACAGAAUGGGCGAUUUGCCCUGAGGGCGCGAGAGCAUAAUGUUUGCGGUGGACAGUGAAAGCUUUCAGCCGUCGGUUUUCGCUGAAAUCAAACAAAACACUUAAGGGAUUUGAACGUGACGCUUCGAGAUCUCAUCUCAUUUCUGAUUUCGGCUGCCGAGAUGCGCUGCCAGCCGAAAUGGUGGCUCGUGGUCGUCGGUUGGCCUCUGGCCUUCGCCUUCUGGUUUCAGGCGGGUUCCACAGAAAAGCAUUCCUCUUGCAUCAAAAUGCACGGUUUCCUCGGUUCAUUCAGAAGCUCUGAACUGCAAACAGUUUUCAGAUGGAUGAGAAAAGCUUCCUUGCUUGUAUCUCUGAAAAAGAAAGUUCAAACAGAAAUAUUUGGAUUGUUAGAAGAAACGUGCCAUGAAAAUGGCUACAGAGAUCUUUCCAAAAAGAGCGUUUUUUCUAGGUGAUAGUUGUUUUGUUCGCUUCGAGAAGCUAUGAAGGGUUCGGUCGAGGCUCGCUUCUUUUUUUCCAUUUUUUAUGGAUCGUUAUAAUUUGCUCUUGGUUUUCAACGGUACAAACGUGCUGAUUUGGUCAAGGAAAAUCACAAAUUAAGGUGUUCACCCCUCCGCGAAAAAUCCAGCUCGCUGAAAAGCAGAAACACAAGGUUUUGAAAGAUGUUUAUUGAAUGAAAUUUGAGAGAAGAUAACUCUUGAAUCAUACACAAAAAGUACACAAACACCAACUGCAGAACUACUGCAAGAAAUGCGAGUUUCCGAAGCCCGACAGAGCUCAUCAUUGCAGUGUCAGUUCUGAGGGAGAACUUGCGAAUGGCAAGAGGUUUCAGGUUUGCAAAAGAUGCGUGGCUCGGAUGGACCACCACUGUCCUGUGCUGCAGACAUGCAUCCAUCAGCAAAACCACAAGUUCUUCCUCUUGUUUCUUCUUUGGCCGUUGGUUCUCGCCGUUUUUACCGUCUAUCACGGCUGGAGCGUUCUGUCGAAGGUUUUGAAAAAGCUUAGAAAAAUGGGCUCACAAAAGAGCCGUCUGGAAAGGUCCCUAUGGUCGGUCUUUGCGAUCAGUUUUUUGUAUGUAUUGGGGUUGAACUUUCGCAGAUCCCUAGCAAAGUUGGCAACCCGCGAAUAGGUCAGAUAGUGGCGGUUUUUAUUGCCUCGGCGCAGCUGGACUCGAUUGUUUCCAGGCGCUCGUUUGCUGUUGGAACUUCUGCGAACUGACCGGCGAGGAGCACUCGAUGGCGAGUGGCGUCAGCAACGCUGUGGUCAGAACUUUGGAAGGGAGGAAAAGCAGCAAUUUUCAGGUCGUUGGGAUGUCUGUCCUGUACCUUCUGCGUUAUCAAAUACCCAAUUUGCUCAGAAAUAUGACAAUUAUCGAAGAAGCUCGCGACGAUGACGUGAGUUGGGGGUUUUCUUCAUAGUUCACUACGUUCAUUUCAUGAUUUUACUUGUUCCAAGGUAAAAAAAAAGUUACUGAACAUCGCUUUGAAGAAGAGCCUCCAAUCGAGAUAAUUUAUAGAUGUUUUUUUUUUUCAUUUUCUUCAAUCUUUAGAUUACGACUUUUUUAUCCAAACGUGUGGCUUUCAGGCCUGUUUAAAGUCAAUUAGUUUGAUUUAGAUAAAAAAAUUUUUUUAAAAGCAAAAACAAUUUUUUUCGCAGAGGUACGACACUGGAUCGUGGUGGAAGAACGUGCGAAGUGUGAUGGGCGGCGGAUUUUCGAGUGUUCUGCCAGUCGGCAAUCCCGCUCUCUAA
Molecule: messenger RNA, 2575 nt
Organism: Caenorhabditis auriculariae
Lineage: Eukaryota; Metazoa; Nematoda; Chromadorea; Rhabditida; Rhabditidae
Source: the annotation of a GenBank genome assembly